Messenger RNA from Eufriesea mexicana, 2554 nucleotides. It is a transcript of the gene orion, whose product is annotated as chemokine-like protein orion. The coding region runs from base 489 to 2492 and encodes 667 amino acids. Lineage: Eukaryota; Metazoa; Arthropoda; Insecta; Hymenoptera; Apidae. The transcript has 8 exons. The record is from RefSeq and is a predicted model, not a curated record.
GAGUGGGGAAUGGUAUGGUAUGAAUGUAGGGAUAGGAACAGUCCACCAUAGGUACGAAAUGCAGAUACGGACGGUAUUAUUCCUCCACUCUCAGUCCUUUUCUCCUACCUUUGCGUAGAAAAGUAGGGGAAAGUUCUACACUCCUGGCAGAUUCUCUGACAACGCUGUAAAGCAAUUAAUUUGUAAAUUCAUGGUGUGUCUCCAUUUAAUCGACCAAUCCCGUCGCUGGAAAGUAUUGCGAAUGCUGUGUUGUCAAGUUUAUAAGAAUUACUGUAUAAGAGAAGUGUAUUUCGGAAGAGAGGACUAAAACAUAUCCUUGAUGUGAUUAAUUCUUUAAGUAUUGCUGAAAAUCUCAAUUUUAUCCCCAUGUGAUAAUAAAGUCGACAGUUCAUUUAAUAAAAGGAGGAAGAAGAACGUGAUUGGAUCAGUGUUAUGUGUGAACUUUCUAAUUUUUCUUAAACUCAUUUGUUAUAAUUGAAUUCAGAAAAAUGGUCACAAUUAGUUCAAAGAUUAUUUUUGUUUGCUUAUUAUUUAAUCUAGCACAAUUUACAAAUAGUUUUAGUUAUGUUGACAUAAAAGACGUAAUAGAAUUAGGAGAGAUUAUAUUAACGGACAUCUUUGAAGCAUGGAAGUUAAUACAACCCGAAGAUGCCGAAUACAAUAUGUUUCCAUUUAUCCAUAAACAUGAAAAAGAAGUAAAGAAUAAAAUAGCAGAGCUGUCAACCAAACUUAAUAAUUUUGAAGGACAGAUGAACAUACGGUUCGAUGCCAUUAUGACUAAACUCUUAAUCGAAAUACCGUUACAACAAAGACUGGAUCAACAGUUACGUAUGAUUGAUCAAUUUGUUGGUCACAUAAAUGAUUUAUACAAUACUUUCAAAAGACUUUACCUUUCACCUAAUAAAUACGAGAAAUACACAAUGGAAGAUUUUGCAAGAACGUGCGUUUCCGUAGAAUCGGGUGCUCUUCCUAACAUUUUGCAAAGUAUUCAUCAGUUAAUUGUUCCUUCUCGUGAAGACAUCCUCAGCAGAAGUGUUCUCAUAUCGUUAGCAAAUACAAUGCAAGAAACAUCCACGAACAUUUGCAAUGAAAAACAGACGCUUCAACAAUUGCUCUACAACCUAUAUACCAUGGUAACUCUGUCGGAAAUCAAGGGUUACAGCAUGAUGCAAUUCUCUUACCAUAUAUUGCGGCUUUAUACUCCAAGUACUAAUUUCACUGAGGAAAUGAACAUGGUGAAGCAACAAUACGAGCAAAGAACAAUAGAAACUCUGCGGGCUGUAAAAACAGCCAUGGCAUUUGCUCCCCGAGAAAUGUGGAAGUGUGAUCCAGAAAUACAUAAAUUAGAUGAAACAUAUACUACUUUAACACAAUUGUUCCAAGGAUAUAUCGUUAAUGAGGUGGACUUGAACUCUGUUUCAACCUGUAAAGAAAAUUGCGCUUAUUACGAAUAUACGGAAGUUCAUGGAUGUUAUAAAAAUCAAUUCUGCUCCCAGCAGCGCAAAUGCAAUGGUAGAGUGCUCAAAUGCGAAUUUAUCGAUUCCGAUAUGUGGAUUUGCCCUUCGGACCCACACAGUGAUCGAAGAUAUGAAUACAUACAAUAUGAAAACGAUAAAUUCUAUGGACAAAGAAAUACUUGCAAGAAAGAGACAAUUAAAGUCGAUAGCUGGUGGCGUUGGUUAUUCUGGCAUUGUAGCUAUUGUUUUUGCUAUUGUGAUGACAAUAAUAAAUAUUCUGAUCGAUACUUCAGUUUAAAACAAGUUGUAUCUGACGUGGCAAAUAAUAAAGUCGUAACGGGUAUCCGGUUCAAGAAAGUGAAUCAUAUAAUACACAUGCAAAUUCAGGAAGGUGAAUUGAUGCCACGAGGAAACAUCAAUAAAAUAAGUCUACAAUGGAAACCAAUCGAAGAAUUCUCUGUAUUAGAUAAUAACGUUAAAAAUGGUGUUGAUUACCAUACUUUAUCAUGGGCAAACAGAGGUUUAGACCUAGAUGAUUUGAGUCUUGAUACAAAUCAUCUUUUGACAGGUGUCAGAUUUCGAAUGGUUGGUUCGCGACUAAAUUUAGAAAUAAGAAUGUCAACUUUUAACUUUACUACUGGAAAAUUGAUACAACCAUUGGAUAGGAGCUUCUGGACCAGUCGUGAUUUAACUGAUAGAAUUGAAUUAAAAUUAACGAAUCCUGAUAUACCAAUUCGACCAUCUGUUGUAACACUACCAGAUUCGAAAUCGGAACAGUACCUAAAUUUUGCCCCAAGCGACAAGAUAAGUGAUGUUGCACAAAACACAAUACCAUUUCUUGAUACUCAACCAAUAGAAUUAGAUCCACCAGUUCCAAUCGCCGGUGCUGGCAUUUUUCAUAAAGGCCGACCAGGAUCAGGAGGAUAUGUAGCACUGAGAUUAAUUACAUAUGAUUUUAGUAAACAUUUACAGGUUGAUUUACCUCUUACUACAGAAACGGUUCUUGAUACUCCAAGUGACAUGAAAUCACUAUGAACAUAUCUACAUACUAUUACUAAGACUUAGUUUAUAAAUAUUUUACUAUGUAUUGCUUCUAC